ACAAAUUGAUAGCCGUUUGAUCGUUCCUCUCUUAUCCAUUUACGCCAGUAGAGCGACGGCGGAGGCCGCCGGAGAAGGGAUUGAUAUCGGCAGUGCGAGGCAGGCAAUGACGGCCUCCCUAGGGUUGCCCUCCUUCUCCUCGUCUCCCAUUAUUUCCUCCUCGUUUCCUCCGCCGAGCCACAAAGCGCUCGCUUUCUUCACUCCCAGAGCUGAUCGCACCACCGCAACAGGAACUUGCAGGGCUAGUCAAGCAGUUGACUUGUUUCCAACUAUCUGGCCCGACAUCAUGGUUCGAGAUGCGGUGCCAGAGGAUUAUUGGGGAGUGGCAGAUACUCAUUGUAGUUGUUUCUUUCCAAAUUGUAGGUUCCCAAUCAAUCUUCUUCUCAGGAUCAACCGCUGUGUAAGGUUGCUUUCUGGGUUCCCAGUUCCUCUAGGCAGUAUGUGGGCGUGUCUUGUUGCUGUUACUGGUAGUCCAGUGAACAAUAGCUCAUUUAUUCAGAGGGAUGAUCUUGAACCAGAAGACAUUGACAGCAUUAAGAAAGGAUGUGUAGCUGGAAUUCUUACAGUUGAUACAAUGGCUGACUUCCUUCCUAGGAAAGGUCCACUUCUACAAAGAAGAACAAGAAUAGCAUACAUAUCAAAUGUUGCGGUUAGGAAGGCGCACAGACGAAAGGGGAUUGCCAAGAUGCUCAUGGCCAAUGCAGAGGCCCGAGCCUGGAUUUGGGGAUGUCGUUCUGUGGCAUUGCAUUGCGACGUAAACAACUUAGCUGCUAUGAGAUUAUACAAGGAGCAGGGCUACAAGUGCAUACAGGUGCCAGCAAAUGCAAAAUGGCCCAAACCAAGGAGCAAACCAGGUACCCAGUUUAACUUUAUGAUGAAAAUUAUAAACCCUAAUGCAACCCCUUGAUUAGGUUUUACAUCUACUACUCCAACUUAAUCAUAUCUAUGAUAUAUAUACCAUCAAACUGCUAAAGGGCUCAACGCAAUUGUUGCUUUAGUUCAUAAUAAAACCAAUCAUAAUGUUGUACAAUUGUCUCCUAAUCUUCACCUAAUUAAUUUUAGUAUACUUAAAAUUGAAUUCCCAUUGUAUAAAUUUCAUGACACACUUGUGAGGAUAAUUCUUAUACAACAAAGUAUAGUUGUAAUUCAUUAAAUCCAGUCAAAAUUCGUUGUUUGUGCUUUUGGAUUUCCUGGUGAAUAUUUGAUGUCCAUUUAUAAUUUA
Zingiber officinale is the source of this 1222-nucleotide messenger RNA. RefSeq lists its product as uncharacterized. The transcript has 3 exons. Lineage: Eukaryota; Viridiplantae; Streptophyta; Magnoliopsida; Zingiberales; Zingiberaceae. Gene Ontology annotation, biological process: N-terminal protein amino acid acetylation. The record is from RefSeq and is a predicted model, not a curated record. Bases 107 to 907 code for a protein of 266 amino acids. Gene Ontology annotation, molecular function: N-acetyltransferase activity. Gene Ontology annotation, cellular component: chloroplast.